Messenger RNA from Pollicipes pollicipes, 943 nucleotides. RefSeq lists its product as uncharacterized. The transcript is spliced from 3 exons. NCBI's taxonomy places the organism in Eukaryota, Metazoa, Arthropoda, Thecostraca, Pollicipedomorpha, Pollicipedidae. The record is from RefSeq and is a predicted model, not a curated record. The coding region runs from base 63 to 467 and encodes 134 amino acids.
CACCAGACAGCAAACGAGAGUGAACUCUGGUCAGCUACAGUGCAAGACUUUCAGUCAGCAAUAUGUGGAAACUGCUGGUCAUCGCUGCUGUUUGUGUGCAGCUGUGCUGUGCACAGUACCCGAGAUACCUUCGUUUCCCGGUUGGCAGAGGUGACGACACCAAAUGUCAUGACAACCAGGUUGACAAGAAGUACAAUAUCGGUGAUGUCUGGAGCUCCCCAUUCUCUGGCUGUAAGCAGAGUCACUGCGUCAAGGACGACGGCGUUCUCUACAUCGACAGAUUCCAGUGUCCGUCGGUGAGAAAGCAGGUGGACUUCAAGAAGUUGAAGGCCAAUAACCUGUUCUGCCGCGAGGCUCGGGGAGAUAGGAGGAAGGAGUUUCCCGACUGCUGUGCCCGCCUUGUCUGUAAACACUACGUGGACGGCAAGCUUGUGCCGCUGCCGGCGCACAAAUAUCCCCUGCUCUAGUCAGGGCUGGGAUGGAACUACAGCUGCGGGAGUGCGAACCAAAGAUGUCUGAAAAUCCAUCCGUGUAUGGGAAGUUGGUAUAGCCAGAUGUUCCUAUUGCUGUGCUGGCUUUCAGUGGAAGUCUUGUGAUAUUGGUGUCAUGUCUAGUUAUAUGGUUUUUGUGCGUACAAGUAUCACUUUGUUGACUGCUGGCUGCCAGCUUUGUACAGCACCAACUUGAUGCUCAGGUAAAUAUACUUUUGAAUCUGGAUAUGAGAACUGUUGAGACAUGUGGCAGUCAUUCUUCAUAAUUUCGCCACUCAUAGCCGUGUUGUGAUCAUCCAUGCACCGAUGAAACAUUCAAGGGCGGUGCCAACAGUCAGAUACACUUCAUCUAAUAUUCCCCGUUCGAAACGCAAUAAAAUCAAGGCUCGGAUGGCAGCACGAAUAAACCUGAAAUAUGUGACUUUUUCAACAUGAAUGAAAUCUGCAACAAU